CAAAAUGGGAAACAUCGCUGUAGCAGUUUCUCUCUGCUGCACCUACUGUCUACGUGGACUUUAACGCCAGUUGAUCGUCUACUGCCCCAUGGAACGUAGUCUGUGUCGUUAAUCUUAAGGUAUUUGUUUAUCGCCUUUAACAAUAGCGAUACUCAGUGAGAUUAUGUACAAGUAUCAAAGCCCUUUGUUUGAUAGAUCUUUUGAGAAGCCCAACGCCGAAAUGCGAUUUCUGGGCAAUGGAAAAGUGUUAUGGAACUUGACAAAGAGCUCCAUCACACAUCAGUCGCCCAAUGCGCUUGCCAAGCUGCAUCCCGCCAGCUACAGCAGCAGGAAGGAACCCCCCGCACCAUCAUCAGAGCCUAAGUCUUCUAAAGCUGCACAGAAACAAAAUCUCUUGACUUACCACGUCCUACCGCUUGAAGAGACGUUGAAUCGUUUCAUUAGCACCGUCGAGCCUCUGCUGACCCCUGAAGAACUUAAACUUCAAAAGAAAAUCACUGAAGACUUCAAGUAUAAAGAGGGCGACAAGUUACAGACACUCUUGGAGGAUGUGGGCAGCGCAGAGAAGAAUUGGUUGGCUCAUCGCUGGCUUAAGACCGCUUAUUUACAAUAUAGGUCUCCAGUUACUGUCUACGUUAGCCCUGGAAUGACUUUUCCAAGGCAAAAGUUCAAAGAUGCGCAUGCUGUUGUCGAAUACACGUCCAAAGUUAUCUUUGGCCUGGGCGAGUUUAACGACAUUGUGCAUGACGAAAAGAUCCCCGUCGUGAAGAUGGGAAAAAAUGAGCUGGACAAUGGACAGUUUGGCAAAGUAUUUGGCACUUGUCGCAUCCCAAAACGAAUUACAGACGAGCUUGUCUAUAACCCCUGUUCCAACUAUGUGGUUGUCAUUCACAAGAAUCAUUUCUACAAAAUGCGACUCUACAAUAAGGAGGGAAAGCUGAUUGCCGCUCGCCUUCUGGCCAGCCAGCUGGAAGAGAUUAUUACCAAGGAGACAACACCUGGGGUGCCCUACGGCAUUCUGACCACAGACUCGCGGGACAAUUGGGCCGAGGCUUACGAGCAAUUGUCAUCAUUUCCAGGAAACAAAGCCACCCUUGACGCCAUCCAAGGGGCUUUGUUCACUGUAUCGAUAGAUGAAUGUAUCGAUCUUCCAGAAAGUGAAGAGACCAACGAACUGAUUCUGGGGCUAAUCCAUGGUGGCGGCAGUAAGGUGAAUAGCGGCAACCGUUGGAUGGAUAAGACUAUUCAAUUAGUUGUGAAUCCCAAUGGAAAUGUCGGUUUCACCUACGAGCACUCUCCUGCUGAGGGCCAGCCCAUAGCCAUGAUGAUGGACUAUGUGGUGAAGAAGAUGAAGGAGGAUCCAUCCUUUGGCGAAUGCGGUGCUACGGACAACUUCACUCCCGCUGAGAAGCUUAAAUUUUGUCCUAUUAACGAAUGCAUCGACCAAUGGUUGUUCAUUGCGAAGCAGAACAUUGACAACCUCGCGUAUCAACUGCAAAUGAAGGUGCUCAAAUUUGAAGGCUAUGGAAAGGGCUUCAUCAAGAAACAGCGCCUGGGACCUGACAGCUUUGUGCAAAUGGCGUUGCAGCUGGCAUUCUUCAAAAUGCACAAUGAGCCAGCGGCACAAUACGAGUCGGCCCAUUUGCGUAUAUUCGAAGGCGGGCGUACGGAAACCAUACGGUCGUGUUCCAAUGAAUCUUUGGCGUUCUGUCUCGCAAUGCAGGACGACAAAGCCACGAACAAGGAGCGUGAAGACAAACUACGAGCGGCGGUAAACAGCCACCAGGCCUAUACGAGGCUAGCUUUACAAGGAAAAGGUGUCGAUCGCCAUCUGCUCGGGUUGAAACUGAUGGCCCAGGAGAACGGCGAGCCCAUCCCGAAGUUCUUCUCUUCGCCGGGAGUCGUCAAGUCUUCGCACUUUCGCAUGUCCACUUCGCAGGUGGCCACGAUUUAUGAUGCCUUUAUGGGCUAUGGACCUGCUGUGGAUGAUGGGUACGCAUGCUGCUAUAACCCACGUGAACAGGACAUCAUCUUGGCUAUAUCUGCCUGGCGCCACUGCCAAACGACAGAUCAUUUAAGAUUCGCCAAAAUCCUGGGACAGUCCUUCUUGCAAAUGAAAGAUGUAUUAGAGAAGUGCGAUAAGCCAAGAUCCAAAUUGUAGUGUCUAUGCAUACAUAUUUCGGCAAGUUAUAACACUUUUGGAGAAAGAUCUAAAUCCUUGUCUUGGCAAGGCUGGCAAGGCACAACUUUUCACAGCUAAAAUAACGGAAAUUUUCAAUAUAAACGAUAUACUCUACUAUAUUUACACUA
Molecule: messenger RNA, 2310 nt
Organism: Drosophila persimilis
Lineage: Eukaryota; Metazoa; Arthropoda; Insecta; Diptera; Drosophilidae
Product: carnitine O-acetyltransferase
Exons: 6
Coding region: 164-2161 (665 amino acids)
Biological process (GO): carnitine metabolic process, CoA-linked
Cellular component (GO): peroxisome
Molecular function (GO): carnitine O-acetyltransferase activity
Source: RefSeq, a predicted model, not a curated record